Messenger RNA from Rotaria sp. Silwood1, 2022 nucleotides. The record is from the annotation of a GenBank genome assembly. Lineage: Eukaryota; Metazoa; Rotifera; Eurotatoria; Philodinida; Philodinidae.
AUGGUACGUUUAUUACGUUAUGGAACUAUAUUUGGUCCAUUGAAAGAUCGUUGGCGAUAUUUAUAUAAAAGUGAUUUAUAUAAAAGAAGAAUUGAAGCUGGUCCAGAACCAGAACGUUUUCGAUCAUCAUUAAUUAAUUGGAAUUAUGAUGCAGAAUUAUAUGCAUGUACACAUCGAUUUGGUGAAAAGAUGAAUAUUGAAUCAUUACGAAAUGCUAUGACUGAUGUUUCAUUUUUAAAUCAGAUUAUUAAACAACGUACUGAAGCUGGUCUUGCCGCAACUGAUCAAACAACAUUAUCAUUUACUCAUAAUGAAGAAUUAGCUAAACGAGGAAAACAAAUAGCUGAAAAUUUUUUACGACGUGCUCUUCAAUAUUGGUAUCCAAAAUUUCCACGAGAAGGCAUUGAUGCUGUAACGAAAUUUCUCAUUUCGGAAUCAACAAUUGCUUAUAUUAGUUCAAAACUUGGUUUUAAAACACUUAUUCGAUGUGAUGUUCCAUCACCUCGUCCAACAAUGCUUCAAAAUGCAUUAUUUGCUUUUAUUGGUGCUAUUGAUGAGAAUAAUAAUCAAUCAAGAGCUGAACUUUUUGUGGCUGAUUUUAUUUUAACACAUCUUGUAGGAAAAGAUAUGAAUGAAAUAUGGCAUGUUAAAAAUCCUAUGGGUCUAUUAACAACAGUUUUAGAAGAGAAUGGUCGACAAGCACCUGAAUCUCGAUUGAUAUGGGCAACAGGUGUUUCAAGUGUACUUUCAACGUAUGUUGUUGGUGUAUAUUCCAAUAAAGAAUUUCUAGGAAAAAGUGCCGGUGCAACAAUCUCACUAGCUGAAGAAAUGGCAGCUCGUGAUGCAUUGCGUCGUUUCGCACAUUCUUCGGAAGGACCUGAACCAGCUUAUCAUCAUGUUAUAUCCGGUUAUAAAAUAUAUAAACAUGAAAAUGAACCAUUUCGAUUAAAAUAUAAUAAUAAAUCAUUAAAUGAAUUUCAACUUGCUUAUGAAACAUGGGGUAAAUUAAAUGCCAAAAAAAAUAAUGCUGUUCUUAUUUUUACGGGUCUCAGUGCUAGUUCACAUGCAAAAAGUCAUGAUGAAAAUCCAAGAGCUGGUUGGUGGGAAAAAUUUGUUGGACCUAAUUUAGGUAUUGAUACUAAUCAUUUUUUUGUUAUUUGCUGUAAUCAUCUUGGUGGCUGUUAUGGUUCGACUGGACCUUCAUCAAAAAAUCCUAAAACAAAUAAACCAUAUGGUGCUUCUUUUCCUAUGUUAUCUGUUGAAGAUUUUGUUCGUGCACAAUUUCAUUUAAUCAGACAUUUAGGAAUUGAAAAACUUCAUGCAAGUAUUGGUUCUUCAUUAGGUGGAAUGUGUUCAAUUCUUUCAGGUCUUUUAUAUCCCGAUAAUGUUGGCAGAGUAGCAAGUAUUUCAUCUUGUAUUGCUCCAUAUCCAACUGCUAUUGCUCUACGAUAUCUUCAACGAAAAAUGAUAAUGACUGAUCCAAAUUGGGAACAUGGCCAUUAUUAUGAUAAAGGUGUCUACCCACUUGAUGGAAUGCGUAUUGCUAGAGAAAUUGGAACACUUACAUAUCGUUCAGGACCUGAAUGGCUUGAACGUUUUGGUUUACGUCGUUUUAAUGAUACUAUUCAAUUAACACCAACAUUUGAAAUUGAAAGUUAUCUACAAUAUCAAGGUUUAACAUUUGCAAAAAAAUAUGAUCCUAAUUCAUUAUUAUACAUUUCAAAGGCAAUGGAUUUAUUUAAUUUAACUGAAGGAUAUGAAACACCAAGUGAUGCCCUCUCAAAAAUUCGAUGUCCUGUACUGGUCUUAGGUUCCCAAACUGAUAUUCUUUUUCCAAUAUGGCAACAGAAACAAUUAGCUGAAGAACUUAUAAAAUCAGGAAAUCCAAGUAUAACAUUUUUUGAAUUAAAUAGUAUUUUUGGACACGACACGUUCUUAUUAGAUGUUAAUGGUGUUAGUACUGCUCUUAAAGGUUUCCUGGAAAUAUCAGCUUUAUCAAUUGAAGAGGAAACACAAACGUAG